UUGUUUACAUAUUCUUAGCAACAAACAUAUAAAUGUCAAAAUCGUAAAAUUAAAGGAAAAAAAGUAUUUUUAAUAAUUAUUCAAAGUAACAAAAAACAAUAAUUAUGACCAAAACAAGCCAUAAAAAGAAUAGACCAUUUGAUUUUAAGCUAAUCGAUUUAGUGGAACCUCAUCCGGUUCUAUAUCAGCCAAUACCCGGAAUGUCUACAUUUGAAGUGAUGAAAACAAAAAGUACAUUGUGGCAACAAAUUUCCAAUGAAAUGGGUUUUCCUGUACAAUUUUGUCUCAGUCGUUGGAAUAACUUAAGAGGACAAUUCCAAAAAGAGCUCAGACAUUGCACUGAACUUUGUCCCAAAAGUGGUUUGAUACGUGGUUCGACUUGGCCAUAUCUAAAUCGAUUGAAAUUUUUGGAAGCUACUGUACUAGCUAAUAGAACCAAAAAACUAAAAUUAAGUAAACGCAAGUUGAAGGAAUUACAACAAUUGGAACAGCAAUUUGAAUGGCGAUCGGAGGAAGAAGAAGACGAAGAGGAAGAGGAGGAGGAAGAUAGACUAAGUGAGGAGCCUGAACAUGAAUACAACAUAGAAGAAAUAACCGAUAACGUUGAACACACUGAGGUAAUAGAGGAAACUUAUAUCGCUGAUGAGGAUUACUCUAUUAUUGAAGAAAUUGCGGAGGAGGUAGUUGCCGAAGCUACAGAGCAUGUCGAACACUUUACACCUAAUGAUACCAUGGAAAAUUAUCGCAAAAUGCAGUCACUUUUAGAUACAUUUGAAGAAGAAGCUAUGCAAAUCAUAGAAAGACGUUUAUUGGCUUUCCUGUGUAAAUGCCAGUUAAGAGCCUUAAGUAAUCAAACUAUUGAUGAUUUGUUUGUUUAAUUCUUAUGAUUUUUUUUCUUCUUUUCAUUACAUAUUUUUAUUAACAAUUUAUUUUAGUUUAUACAAAAAAGAGAAAUAAACUACAGUUUAUAUCUGAUUUAAGAUUAAA
Messenger RNA from Lucilia cuprina (Australian sheep blowfly), 987 nucleotides. RefSeq lists its product as uncharacterized. Bases 105 to 878 code for a protein of 257 amino acids. Gene Ontology annotation, cellular component: transcription regulator complex; nucleus. Gene Ontology annotation, biological process: regulation of transcription by RNA polymerase II. The record is from RefSeq and is a predicted model, not a curated record. NCBI's taxonomy places the organism in Eukaryota, Metazoa, Arthropoda, Insecta, Diptera, Calliphoridae. The transcript is spliced from 2 exons.